This is a messenger RNA of Aspergillus mulundensis, 2277 nucleotides long. RefSeq lists its product as uncharacterized. NCBI's taxonomy places the organism in Eukaryota, Fungi, Ascomycota, Eurotiomycetes, Eurotiales, Aspergillaceae. Gene Ontology annotation, molecular function: FAD binding. The record is from RefSeq and is a predicted model, not a curated record. The transcript has 4 exons. Bases 1 to 2277 code for a protein of 758 amino acids.
AUGGCCUGCACAGUCCCACCGAAAUCUUGGGAAGGCGGCUUUGCCCGUCCUUCAGAGACGAAGUUAUGGGCGGACGAGAACAACUAUGUCACCGAGACCGGCGAACAGGCGCAUUAUAAACUCCCCGAGCAUACGGAUGCUCCGACUUCAACGAUCGGGAAUGCACUGGGCUUGACGCACUACCGGACCUGGCCCAGCCUUUACGAUGGAACUGCGUAUGGGAGGCCGGCAUGGUUCAAGCCAGCGGAGGAGGUCGAUGUUUUGAUCUGCGGUGCUGGCCCAUUCGGCCUUGAACUGGGAAUGGUACUGGCGCGGCAAGGUGUCAGCUUCCGCAUACUCGACAAGGCCAGAACACCGUGCAUCUCCGGGCGAGCGGAUGCCGUCCAUCCCCGGGCGAACGAGCAUCUCCAUGCCUGGGGCAUCGCCCAUGAAUCGACUAAUGAAGGUCCCCUCAUCAACUCGACAGCCGUCUACAGCAAGGGCGUCAAACUGCGGCACAACAACCACCCCAUUAGUGACUCGAGGUACAGAGGAUCCAGUGUCGUCACCCAGAGUCAGCUCGAGAGGAUCUACAUUCGGGAUCUGCUGCGGCAUCGGGUUCUCGUGGAGAGGCAGACGCUCGUGAGGGAAUACCAGGUGCUCGACGGGAAAGAGGCGCACCCGGUGCGGGCGACGCUGACGAACAUUGCAACGGGCAAGGAGGAGACGGUGCGGGCGCAGUACUUGAUCGGGGCCGAUGGGGCUGCGAGCAGUAUCCGCGAGCAGAUGAAGGUGGAGUUUGAUGGGCUGGCAACGGACAUCUACUGGGCCAUCAUCGACUGCCAGUUCAACACAGACUAUCCGCACAUGUACGGCAUGAGCAUGAUCAGCAGCGAGCAUGGGGGGUGCGUAGUAAUUCCGCGCGAGGAGGGCUUUACCAGAUUCUACAUCCAGGUCAACGGAGAGACCGCACGCCGGCUGCACCAAAGGCGCGACUCGCGACGAAACAAUGCCUCCUCCGUCGGGACAAUGCGGAUCGACGACCACGGCAUCACGCCCGACGAAGCCCUCGACCAACUGCGAAACAUCAUCGCCCCUUGGAAAAUCGACUUCGCGUCCCCGAUCAGCUGGUUCUCAGUCUGGAAAGUCAACGAGCGCGUCGCACGGCACUUCUCGUCCCCCGACCUUCGCGUCCACCUCGGAGGCGACGCAGCACACGUCCACAGCGUGCUCGGCGCCUUCGGCCUCAACUCGUCCAUCUACGACGCCGCCAAUCUAGGCUGGAAGCUGGGCUUCUGUAUCAAAAAGCAAGCUACACCAUCCGUGCUCCUGCCCACCUACGACAGCGAACGGCGCCUCGCAGCCAACCGCGUCAUCCGCUGUUCAGGCGCGCACCUCCGCUUCCUAUGUAACUCACAUCUACCCCUUGCUUCCCUGCGCGGCCUGCACGAUGAGCUCGAGUCGCACGAUGACCGGCUGCCCCCGCUCGACGGGAGCAUCGAAGCAGAGAAGCAGUUCAUGGCGGCGUUUUAUAAACAGAACGUGGGAUUUCUAAUGGGACUUGACUUCCCCGUCGUCGAGUCUGCGAUCACGCGUCCGGACCCUGAGACGCGGCCCCUGAACGUCCGCAAUGGCGCGCGUGCCCCGAAUCCGCGUGUCUGCUUCGAUGUAGAGCGCACCGGGUAUCUCUACGACAAGAUGACUGGCGUCACGCGCUUCCACAUCUUGAUCUUUGCCUCAGACCUCCAGGGACCGGUGCGCGAGCGACUGGCCGCCUUCUCGCGCAAGGCUUUUAGGUCAGAUGGCUUCUUCAAUGCGUACGGUGGACCGGACAGGUUCAACGUCCUCCUCGUCACCAAAGCCCUGCCCUUCCAAGCCACCGACCUCCUCGCUCCACAACUCGGACAAGACGACGCCCUCAAAAACAUCCGCGACCACGCAACGCUGAUCUACGAUGACCGGCCGCCUGACGCCGACGCACACUACUGGUACGGCGUGAACCAUGCCCGUGGGGCCGUUGCCGUGGUCCGGCCGGACCUCAGUAUUGGCGUCAGCGUCUGGCCGGAGGAAGUCGAGAGGCUGGACGCUUACUUCGGGGGGUUUCUUGUGAAGCAAAGUCUCGCACGUGCAGGUGCUGAGGGCGGGAUGGCGAGAUCGCGUGGAGUUCAGUCACUCACUGAUGAAGUUAUUGUCGAGGAGAAAUCAAGGGCUGCCGCUGCCGCUGCCGGUAAUGGUAGUGCUAUGCAUCGGCCGAAGAGAUCGCUGCGGUCAUGGUUUACGGGGUUGUUGGCUAUGUAG